UCCUUCGGACUCCUUGGCGGUCUUUGGGUGGGAGAGCUCUGUCGCCGUCUCUUCGUUUCCUCCGUUUCCGCCGACCUCUUUAAGGACCGAAUAUGCGGGAGUGCAUCUCCAUCCACGUUGGCCAGACUGGUGUUCAGAUCGGCAAUGCCUGCUGGGAGCUCUACUGCCUGGAACAUGGCAUCCAGCCUGAUGGCCAGAUGCCAAGUGACAAGACCAUUGGGGGAGGAGACGACUCCUUCAACACCUUCUUCAGUGAGACGGGCGCUGGCAAGCAUGUGCCCAGGGCAGUGUUUGUAGACCUGGAACCAUGUCCACUUUCUGGAUCUUCUGUUCAUUUUGUUUUCUUUUCACAGGCAGAACAGUGCAAUGAACUUCAGGGGUUUUUGGUUUUCCGAAGCUUUGGAGGAGGCACCGGAUCAGGAUUUACAUCUCUCCUAAUGGAGCAGCUCUCAGCAGAGUAUUGCAGGAAGACUAAGUUGGAGUUCUCUGUGUAUCCUUCUCCUAGAAUCUCCACUGCUGUGGUAGAACCUUACAAUGCCGUCCUCACCACUCAUUCCACCAUAGAGCACUCAGACUGUACCUUCAUGGUAGACAAUGAGGCCCUCUAUAACAUCUGUCAUCGUAAACUUGGCAUUGAAUGUCCUACCUAUGCCAGCAUCAAUAGGCUGACAGCGCAAGUGUUAUCUUGCCUCACUGCAUCCCUCCGCUUUGAAGGGCCCUUGAAUGUGGGCCUAAUUGAAUUCCAGACCAACCUAGUGCCUUAUCCAAGAGUACAUUUUCCCAUCACGACACUGGCCCCCAUCAUCUCCGCUGACAAAGCCUACCAUGAGCACCUCUCAGUGCCUGAUAUCACUGCGGCUUGUUUUGAGUUCUCCAACCAGUUGGUCAGGUGUGAUCCUCGGCUUGGAAAGUACAUGGCUUGCUGUCUACUCUAUAGAGGAGAUGUGGUCCCUAAGGAUGUGAAUGUAGCAAUUGCAUCCAUGAAGUCGAGGACUUCUGUUCAGUUUGUUGAUUGGUGCCCAACUGGUUUCAAGGUGGGCAUCAACCACCAGCCGCCCAUGGUGAUGCCAGGAGGGGAUCUGGCUCCAGUUCAGAGAGCUGUGUGCAUGCUGAGCAACACCACAGCCAUUGCUGAGGCCUGGGCCCGUCUCGACCACAAGUUUGAUCUGAUGUAUGCCAAGCGUGCCUUUGUGCACUGGUAUGUGGGUGAGGGCAUGGAGGAAGGGGAGUUCUCUGAGGCCCGUGAGGACAUGGCUGCCCUGGAGAAGGAUUAUGAGGAGGUUGGUGUGGAUUCUGUUGAAGGAGACGGUGAGGAAGAAGAAUACUAAUCUGUCCUUUUAGCCCUGUAGCACGUCAAACUCCCGGAAUUUCAGCUUCAACAUUAGCCGACAGGCAGAUGUCAGUGUUCGCUGAUUAGUUUAGCUUCCCUGUGAUGUGUCUUAUUUUUUCCUGUGAACCUGAAAGUUUUUUUCCCCUGAUGUGUCAAAAUAAAAGCAUUAUGAAGAA
Messenger RNA from Nannospalax galili (Upper Galilee mountains blind mole rat), 1506 nucleotides. RefSeq names its product tubulin alpha-3 chain-like. Gene Ontology annotation, cellular component: microtubule; cytoplasm. Gene Ontology annotation, molecular function: GTP binding; structural constituent of cytoskeleton. Gene Ontology annotation, biological process: mitotic cell cycle; microtubule cytoskeleton organization. NCBI's taxonomy places the organism in Eukaryota, Metazoa, Chordata, Mammalia, Rodentia, Spalacidae. The record is from RefSeq and is a predicted model, not a curated record. The coding region runs from base 93 to 1328 and encodes 411 amino acids. The transcript is spliced from 2 exons.